AUGGUUCGCAACAUGUCCUCUCCUACCACGACGUCAUUCGCGACCACGAAGCCGGCGCCGCACCCCGAACAGCCCCGAGCCUCCCUAGCCGACCUCCCGCAAGGGCCGCUUCGCGACGACGUCUACUCCGCCACGGCGUUCUACCGCGCUUACCCCGAGCACCAGGAGCUCAUGCAGAGGAAAGACGGCGAGUCUGUAGCCGUACAGGCUUCAACAGAGAUGAAGUCUCCCCUCGCCAACCACGAGGAGUGCGCUGGACAAGCGCCGGACAGCUCCAUCUCCGAGGUACCUGGUGCGUAUCCUGAGGUGGCUUUCCUAGGACUUAGUGGCGGCGACGCCCAGAGCGGAAGCGAGGUAUCGGGACCUGAGGCCCCAUCCGCCCCAAUCGACAUCAAGAGCGCGGACGCCGGCUUCAAUGAGGAAGACAUUAGUCAUAGCAGAAGCGGCAUAUCACGACUAGACAGACACCAGCCGGGACAUCAUUGCAAGAGACGGGAGACCAAGAAGAGGCCAGCGGGAGAGAUAAGCACUGAAGGUAUUUCAGACUAG
Messenger RNA from Trematosphaeria pertusa, 549 nucleotides. RefSeq lists its product as uncharacterized. The record is from RefSeq and is a predicted model, not a curated record. NCBI's taxonomy places the organism in Eukaryota, Fungi, Ascomycota, Dothideomycetes, Pleosporales, Trematosphaeriaceae. Bases 1 to 549 code for a protein of 182 amino acids. The transcript has 5 exons.